Molecule: messenger RNA, 2553 nt
Organism: Habropoda laboriosa
Lineage: Eukaryota; Metazoa; Arthropoda; Insecta; Hymenoptera; Apidae
Gene: Spt
Exons: 12
Coding region: 1-2553 (850 amino acids)
Biological process (GO): cellularization; cell-cell adhesion; cell migration
Cellular component (GO): membrane; catenin complex; cytoplasm
Molecular function (GO): actin filament binding; beta-catenin binding
Source: RefSeq, a predicted model, not a curated record
AUGCCGAUAAAGACAAAGGAAAUAAAAGGAAUAUUAGUACCCAUAGAGGAACAAGUAAAUAAAUUGAAAGGACUCAUAAACGGUAACUCUCCUGACCAAAAUGACUCUGCAUCAACAAAGUCGACACUUUUUGAGCAACUGGAGUGUCUGGGAGAAAAAUUUGACGCUCUAUCGAAAGAAGACGUUAGCGAUUACGAAGAGAUGGAAUCAAAGAUUACUACUAUCGUCGAGGAAUUUUGUUCUCUAGAAUACAUGAACGAGUCUAUUGAAGCCAUCAACAAACAAAUGGCAGACCAAAUAUUAUCCACCGUACUGGAUAAGUUUAAAUUGGCUCUUGAAGCUCUAGAAAAAUUGGAAUGUUUGCCAUUGAAACAAAGAUUGAUGGAUUGUCUGGACUAUAUCAGGGAAAUGGGUCAAGCCAAUGAAAUUGAACAUUUCCAGAACAUAAAGGAAUUGGGCACUUCCAUUUUGGAAUUACUUGGACCGUUACAAAUAUAUAGGAAGAGCUUGGUAUGUCGAUCACUGGGAGAGAAGAUUGUACUGUAUUUGUGUCAAUUGUGUGCAGCAUUUAAACUGUUGGUGCAAUUAGUACAAGAGCAGCACCAACUAAAUGCAUCCAUCUAUAAUUGCAAGAAAUAUGUCUGCGAAAGACUUUGUUUUUGCUUGAAGAUGAUAAUAGAAUUGUUGGAUAUGUCAGAUCCGUUAUUCCAAGAUGAAAUACCCGAGCGAGAAAAUCAUUUUGUGUACAGGAUGGACUUGGCAUUGGAUAUUUUAUCGGAAAUGCCGAAUAAAUCGCAACAGGAUCAAACAGUGGAAUGUAAGGAAUUAUGGUUUCGAAUAGAAGAUGUGUUCUCGUAUGCGAUGGCGAUCGCACAAGUCUGCAAGCCUUGUAAUUUUAAAGCAAUAACCGGAACCUGUCAGUCCAUUAUAUCAGAAUACGAGAAUUUAAAGUUUCAAUUAACGUCCGAAUCGUCCGAUACAGCACUUAAUAACUUGUUCAUCAACAGCUUGACCGACGCGCUUUAUCGACUAGAGCGUAAGAUUAAUGUAUCGGUAUUGAACCUUGUUAUGGAGGUCUUUAGCGAUCCAUUUCACGCGUUGAGAAAACUUGUUACUAUAUGUGGCAAUUCCCUAAGCGCUAUCAAACGAUCGAAAAACGAUUUGACUAACGCUAUAGAAGAUUUCGAUCAGAUCAUAGACAAAUCUAUGCAAAUUGGAUUGUUUGCUAUUGCCUCGUGCAAAGAUAGAAACCGAAUCAAUCAAAUACGAAAUUGCUUAGCGAGUCUGGAAUCUUUGGAAACCGAAUUGAUUUCGGCCAUUGCUACCUUUUACUUGCAUCCAGAAAGCAAAGAAAUGCGGGCAAAUGUAAAACUCUUAACUGCACAAUGGCAAUUUGAAGUUAACAAGUUGCACGAUGCGAUCAAUCUGAUUAUGGAUUCGGCAGCUUAUUGUCAGGUGGUCUUAGACGAUAUUCAAGAUCGUAUCGCGGUAAUGUCUAAUUACCUCGACAAUAGAAAACCUAUCACACAAGCGCAAGUACAAAGCGUCGUGCUCAGAUCUUUGUCGCUUUCUCGUCAAAUUAGCACGACCAUAAACGAUAUUGGUAGUGACAUCAUAGAAAGGCAAACAAUAAUGAUGCUUGGAGAAUUAAAAGCUGCGAUAUUCGAGGCUGACGGUGCUUCGAAAAGUCUUCUAACAGAUAAUGCUACGGAACCACAACAAUUGCGGGUGAUAAAACGAUGCGAACUAAUCUUAAAUGUGGUAAAAAGGCUAAAUCCCGCUUUAGUUGCAAUUAUGAAUAAUACAACUUUGAUGAACGCAAGUUGGAAUGGGAAAAACAGCAAAGGGCAGGGUGAUACUAUGCAUGAUGUAACCAAUAGAACGGCAUCUACGGUUUACGGAUUACCCGACGAUCAUCAGAAACCUCUGACAUACGUAAGAACUCCCUAUACAGUGAGCAGUUGCAAAUCACCUUUAUCUAUACAGACCGCGAAUAGCGUCUCUAGAACACAACUGAAUCUAUCCUGCUUGAUCCCCUACAUUAAAAAGGGACGUGAAAUGCGCACAGAACGUUCAGUUAUGUAUAAAACACCGCACAAAGAUGACUCCUCGAUUAAAAAUGAGAGUAGAUUAAAUACGAGAAAUUUGACUACUAUCAGGCAACAUCUUUUCAGUAGAGAUAAUAUUGGUUCUCACGAUGAUAUUUGUUUGUCUGAAGAAAGUAUCAAUCUGACAGGUAUUCUAGAAAGGUUUGUAACUUCUUGUUCAACUUUGAACACAACCACGCCCAAAUCUCACCACGUGGAGAAAACUCAACAAUACGCAGCAGCUACUGACAACGAAUCGGAUAAGAAUUCUGUUAGACACUUGACAGAAUCUUUGGUCGAAUGUAUCGAAACUCAAUCUGGAAUGACAACUGCCAAAAUCACUCAGUGUUCAUCGAUUGGCGGAGGAGACGGUCCAUCGAUCGUAGAAGUAUCAAAAACUUACGAGGACGUUCAACGAUUAAGUAAAAACGUCGAAAUAACACAGAAACGAUUAUUUGGAGAUUAA